Molecule: messenger RNA, 962 nt
Organism: Dendrobium catenatum
Lineage: Eukaryota; Viridiplantae; Streptophyta; Magnoliopsida; Asparagales; Orchidaceae
Product: ethylene-responsive transcription factor 1B
Exons: 1
Coding region: 287-799 (170 amino acids)
Biological process (GO): regulation of DNA-templated transcription; ethylene-activated signaling pathway
Molecular function (GO): DNA-binding transcription factor activity; DNA binding
Source: RefSeq, a predicted model, not a curated record
UUAACGCCAUCAUAGAUGACGUCAAUUUUGUUGUUUUUUAACGAGCCAGUUGGCGUCGCCCACGUGACCUUUUAUCAUAAGAAAUCGACCGUUGAGCCCGCACGCUGUUGCUCUUCCUAUAGCGACGGCGCCUGGUGAAGUGGUCAAGACCGGUCCUCGAGUCCCAAACAAACGCCGACGCUACACGAACCGUUACACCGGAAGCCACGAAUCUUCCCCUCCGACGGCGAAGCAAAGUCCUAACAAUUUAUAUUCGUUGAAACAGAGAAGACGUCCAAACAAGCUAAUGGCGCCAACAAUACUCUUUCACGCGCAAACACAGUCGCCGGAGACAAAUCCGCCGCCGCGGGAAAGAAGCAGCUGCUAUAUCGGCGUCCGGCGGCGACCGUGGGGGAAGUUCGCGGCGGAGAUAAGGGACUCAACGCAACGCGGCAAGCGCGUUUGGCUGGGAACUUUCAAAAGCGCAGAAGAGGCAGCGCUGGUCUACGACCAAGCGGCCUUCUCCACGAGAGGCGAAACGGCAGUGCUCAAUUUUCCGGUGGAGAGAGUGAGGGAAUCGCUUGAAGGAGAGGAGUUGAAUGGAAGCCAGGAGAAGAUAUCGUUGUCACCAUUGCUGGCUAUUAAGAAGAAGAAUAUAGUUCGGGGAAGGAGGUUAAGGGGCCAGUCGGCGGAGAUUGGAGCUAAGGAGAGAGGAGAAGAGGAGGAAAAGGUGGAGGGAGUCUUGGUGUUGGAGGAUUUGGGAACUGAGUAUUUGGAGGAGUUGCUAAGACUGUCGGUUCCUGAAGACUCUUUGUUGUAAUUAAAUUCUAUAGUAGCUAUAAUUUAGAGUGCAUCACAUUUAAUUGUGAUUUAAUCGAUGAAAAAGUUUUGUUUAAGAUAAAAUUUUAAAGGUGAAAUAAUAGAUGUUGUUGGAUCCGAUAUGUGGAUAGACCACAUCACAUUUUAGUGCCAAUUGAAAGAGA